AUGGCUGCUUCAUCGCCAACACCAGAGCGAAGGACUAGCUCAGACAGUACUCUGGAUGUUGAAAGAGAUGGAGUAAAUGCAGGCACCAACGACCAUACAGCUACCGAAACGAACCCCAAUGGAGCCGAGACUGCGCCGGCCGGCAGCAGCCCGUCCCCCGGUGCGCCUGGGGCCGAUGAUCCCGAGGCCGGACGGACCAAGUCGGAGAACAUCUUGGUCAUGAGUGCGCUGUGCCUUGCGCUCUUCCUCGCCGCGCUGGACACGACGAUUAUCACCACAGCGGUUCCCACCAUCGCCAAUGAAUUCAACUCAAGCCAAGGUUAUGUCUGGAUAGGAAGUGCCUAUUUGCUGGGCAACGCCUCGUUCGUGCCGACAUGGGGCAAGAUCUCUGAUAUCUUCGGCCGCAAGCCUGUUAUUCUUGCUGCGGCCAUCAUCUUCUGGAUUGGAUCUCUGCUAUGUGCUGUGAGUGUCAACAUGGGCAUGCUCAUCGCGUCACGAGCGAUCCAGGGUAUCGGUGGAGGUGGUCUCAUUGUGUUGCCCAACAUCGCUAUUAGCGAUCUCUUUUCCAUGCGAAACCGUGGCAUGUACUUUGGUAUCCUCGGUAUGGUGUGGGCGUUGGCCUCUGCUGUUGGGCCCAUUCUCGGCGGUGUCUUCACUAGCAAGGUCACUUGGCGAUGGUGUUUCUACAUCAACCUUCCCAUCAGCGCCGUUGCAUUUGUUAUUCUCGUCUUCUUCCUGAAGCUGCACAAUCCUCGCACGCCGAUGAAGGAGGGCCUCCUAGCGCUGGACUGGCAGGGCAGUAUCCUUAUCAUCGGUGGUACUAUCAUGUGGUUGCUGGGACUCGAAUUUGGCGGCGUUUCUUUCCCCUGGGACUCUGCCACGACCAUCUGCCUCAUCGUCUUUGGUAUUAUCACCGUUGGGAUCUUCCUUGUAUACGAGUGGAAGGUUGCCAAGAUUCCUGUUCUUCCUGUCCGGCUCUUCAACACCCGGAACAGCUGCGCUGCUUACGGAGUUGGCUUUACUCACGCGUUCGUUUUCAUGUCUGGUAGUUACUGGCUCCCUCUUUACUACCAGGGUGUUCUCGGUGCCUCGUCGCUGCUUUCUGGUGUCUACCUGCUCCCAUAUGUCUUGGCUCUCUCGUUCGUCUCGGCUGCAGCUGGUAUCUUUAUCAAGAAGACGGGCAAGUACAAGCUCGUCAUUGUGCUCGGUCUGAUUAUCAGCGUUGUUGGAUUUGGUCUGUUCAUCGACCUCGAGCCUCGCGCCAACUGGGCCAAGAUCAUCGUCUUCCAGAUCGUUGCUGGUAUUGGUAUCGGUCCCAACUUCCAAGCUCCUCUCAUCGCCCUCCAGACCAACGUCGAACCUCGAGAUAUUGGUUCUGCGACCUCAUGUUUCUCUUUCAUUCGCCAGCUGGGCACUUCCAUCUCUGUCGUGGUAGGUGGUGUCAUCUUCAACAACGAGAUGGAGAAGCAAUAUCCAAAGCUCGAGUCAGAGCUUGGCCCUGAGCUCGCCAACAGACUCUCCGGAGCCAACGCAGCGGGCAGUGUCGAACUCGUAGGUUCGUUGACCGGAGAAGACGGUAGAGUAGCAAAGACAGCGUUUUGGAACAGUCUGCAAACCAUGUACAUUGUGUACACAGCCUUUGCUGGUCUGUCUCUCGCUAUCAGUCUUUUCAUCAAGCAAGUCAACCUUAGCAAGGAACACCAAGAGCACAAGACUGGUCUCAAGUCGCUUAAGCGACGUGGCGAGGAAAAGGAUGAAGCUAAUGAGGGAGAAGGAGUUACUGCAGGUAACGAGAAGACCACGGAUAACUAA
Messenger RNA from Fusarium coffeatum, 1812 nucleotides. RefSeq lists its product as uncharacterized. NCBI's taxonomy places the organism in Eukaryota, Fungi, Ascomycota, Sordariomycetes, Hypocreales, Nectriaceae. The transcript has a single exon. Gene Ontology annotation, molecular function: transmembrane transporter activity. The record is from RefSeq and is a predicted model, not a curated record. Gene Ontology annotation, biological process: transmembrane transport. Gene Ontology annotation, cellular component: membrane. Bases 1 to 1812 code for a protein of 603 amino acids.